Triticum aestivum (bread wheat) is the source of this 4015-nucleotide messenger RNA. Its product is annotated as G-type lectin S-receptor-like serine/threonine-protein kinase At2g19130. Gene Ontology annotation, molecular function: protein serine/threonine kinase activity; ATP binding. Lineage: Eukaryota; Viridiplantae; Streptophyta; Magnoliopsida; Poales; Poaceae. The record is from RefSeq and is a predicted model, not a curated record. Bases 798 to 3290 code for a protein of 830 amino acids. Gene Ontology annotation, biological process: protein phosphorylation; recognition of pollen. The transcript has a single exon.
UGCAUGGUCUAGCUGGGGAGACGAGAUCUUGGCUUUGCACCUGCACGUCACCUGCUCGAAUCCCUCACUGCUAGCAAUCUCUCUACAACCGAACGACCUCUUGCUAGUCGAAUCUCAUAAAGCCCGCCCAUGGCGCUGGAGAAAACGUCGGAAUCAGUUGGGGUAUGGGAAAGGAUUAUACCACAAGAUGCAAGAUAAAAAGGGAAAAUCCGCAUAUAACUUACUGCAGUCUGCACAACAUGUGAUUGUCGAAUGCGUUUGAAUUGGAUGAGAUGGUCCCUGCCAAGUGGUUCAGUAAGUUGGCAAUGUGUACAACAAGUGGUUCAGGUUUUCCCCCCAGUGAUAGCUACAUUCCACUUGGGUUUUAAUUCUUUGGUUUGCAUUUAAGAAAAUUAUUUAAAAUGCAUACAUGUAUAGAAUGCUGAAAAAAGUUGACACAAUUUUUUUUGUGUACAAAUACAUAUGAGUUCUGUAACGAAGAAAAUAUGUUUUAACGUUGCUUCUAGAUUGUUUAUCCCAGGGAAAAGGUUUUACUAAAAUGGUUGGCCAGAGUGAACACCCAAGACCCAUGCUUUAUUGCAUGUCCUAGGUCUUGCCAAGUCUGCACUAUUUGUCCUGAUCAGCAACUGGACGAACUUGGCCCGCAUGCAAGCAGCGGCGCUGACGCCGAUUCGGCUACAUUGUCUUCCCUCUCGUUGUCUUCAACGUUCAACCUAUCUCCUCCUCUGCUCUCCUAUGCCUCCUCCGUUAAAUAGCAGAGCCGAGGCAGGGCAAGCAGACAUACGUGCAGAGCAGCCAUGGCUAACCUCCACAUGUUCCUCGGCCUCCUCCUCCUCCUCCUCCUCUCCAUGCACACUAUUCCUCCUAGCAUAGCCACAGAAAAUGAUACUCUCGCGCCAGGCCAGCCAUUUGCUGUCGGCGACAAGCUCGUUUCUAGCAACGGCAAGUUCGCGCUUGGCUUCUUCCAGCCCGGCGCCGGCAACAUCAGUAGUAAUUCAUCUACCUCUCCCGGUUGGUACCUUGCCAUAUGGUUCAACAAGAUCCAUGUCAUCACUCCCGUCUGGGUUGCCAACAGGGAGAGGCCAAUCUCCGGAGCCUAUCUGAGAGCAACACAGCUUCAAAUCUCAGACGAUGGCAACCUUGUCAUCCUAAACAACAACACCCAAUCCACCGUCUGGUCCACCAACAUUACCAAUACUAGAGCCAACACCAACAUCACUAAUACUAGAACCAACACCAACACCACCAGGGCCAUCCUCUUGGGCAGUGGAAACCUCGUCAUAGAAAGCCUAUCAAGCGAGGUGCUGUGGCAGAGCUUCGACAACCCAACCGACAUCCUGCUCCCAAGCGCCAAGAUCGGCUGGAACAAGGUCACCGGCCUGAACCGUGUCGGCAUCUCGUGGAAGAGCCGGAUCGACCCAGGCCUCGGCUCCUUCAGUGUGGGGCUGGUAACCAAUGGCACCAGGAUGGUGACGGCCAGGCGUCGAGGCUACCCUUCCGAAGUGUACUGGUGGUGGUCGCCUGACGACCACUCGUCCAUGCAGAUCCCAGCACUCAGGAAGCUGCUGCACAUGAGCCCACAGACCAGCAUGGUCGUCCCGGAAUACGUCAACAACAAGCAGGAGGAGUACUACAUGUACACCUCACCAGAUGAAAUAUCUUCAUUCCUCUUCAUCGACGUGUUUGGUCAGACCAGGCUGAACGUGUGGUCGCAGGACAACAAGGCAUGGCAUAGCAUCUACGUCGAGCCCGCCGAUCCCUGCACCCCAUACGCCGCCUGCGGACCGUUCACCGUCUGCACCGGCAACUCGCACCCGCCAUGCGAGUGCAUGCAGAGCUUCUCCAGGACGUCGCCUCAGGAUUGGGAGCUUGGUGAUCGAACAGGAGGGUGCUCCGGAAACACUCCGCUGGAUUGCAAUGGCAACAGGAGUUCCACAGACGUGUUCCAUCCCAUAGCUCGUGUGACAUUGCCAUAUGGUCCCUGGAGUUUACAGCAUACUCCUGCAACACGGAGCGAAUGCGAAUGGGCCUGCCUCGGCAACUGCUCCUGCACUGCUUACUCCUACCAAGACAGCAAAUGCUCUGUUUGGCAUGGGGAAUUGUUCAGUGUAAACAAGGAUGAUGGCAUCGAGAUCAGCUCUGAAUAUACUCUGUAUAUUCGCCUUGCCGCCAGAGAUGUUCUGAGUUCAACAAUAGAUAGUAAAAGAAAACCAGCAGCUGGAGUAGUUAUUGCUGCAAGCGUUAUCAGUUUUGGGUUGCUGAUGCUCAUGCUGCUACUAGUGAUCUUAAGGAACAGAUUCAACUGGUGUGGUAUGUCAUCACAGGCCACCGAUCAAGGCAGUGUUGGAGUUGUUGCCUUUAGAUACGCCGAUUUGGGCCGUGCUACAAAGAAUUUCUCAGUGAAGCUAGGAGCAGGAGGUUUUGGGACUGUAUUUAAGGGAGUUUUAAGUGACCUGACUAGUGUAGCAGUGAAAAGGCUUGAAGGUGCCCGUCAGGGAGAGAAGCAAUUCAGGGCAGAGAUAAGUGCACUUGGACUGAUCCAGCACAUCAACCUGGUCAAAUUGGUUGGUUUCUGUUGUCAUGGUGAUAAGAGGCUACUUGUAUAUGAACACAUGUGCAAUGGUUCUCUUGAUUCCCAUCUGUUCCAAAGCAAUGGCACAGUCCUCAACUGGAGCACCAGAUAUCAGAUAGCCAUCGGAGUUGCUAGAGGAUUGUCCUACCUGCAUCACAGUUGCCGUGAAUGCAUCAUACACUGUGAUAUCAAGCCAGAAAAUGUACUUCUCGAUGAAUCGUUUGUCCCUAAAAUUGCAGACUUUGGGUUGGCAUCGGUCAUAGGAAGGGACUUUAGCCGGGUUCUAACUACAUUUAGGGGAACUACAGGGUAUCUUGCCCCAGAGUGGCUUAGCGGGGUUGCUAUUACAUCAAAAGUGGAUGUUUACAGCUUUGGCAUGGUACUGAUGGAAAUCAUAUCGGGAAGAAGGAAUGCAUCUGUUGUGCACACUAGUGGCAACAACCAUGUCGAUUUUUUCCCUGUGCAAGCCAUCAGCAAGCUUCAUGAGGGAGAUGUGCAGAGCUUGGUAGAUCCAGAAUUAUAUGGUGACUUCAGCUUGGAUGAGGUUGAAAGGGUUUGCAAUGUAGCAUGUUGGUGUAUCCAGGAUAAUGAGUUGGACCGGCCAUCAAUGGGUGAAGUGGUCAGAGUUCUUGAGGGUCUAAUGGAGCUUGAUAUGCCUCCAAUGCCGAGACUGCUUGCGGCUAUAACAACACAAUGCUCUGAUGUCACUUCGAUGUAGUAAUUCUAACUAUUUGUAUUGUAUAUGCUACUUUUAUUUGCUUCAGGAAAUUUUAUGGUUCUCGUUUGGACGUGUAAUAGCUCAAAGAUCAUAUACUAUAAUAUAAAAUAAUAUAAUAAAUAAUUUCUUUCCUGCAUCAUAUAGUUCAUUUGAUCUCUAUUUUAUUUGCUUCAGCAAAUUUUAUGGUUCUCGUUUGGAGCGUGUAAUAGCUCAAGGAUCAUAAAAUCUAGAAUAAUAUGAUAACUAAUUAAUUUCUAGCAUCUUAUAGUGCAUUUGAUAUCGGCCGGCAAUACUAAAUCACUUAGUGAAUAAAUUCAGAAAACAGAAAAUAAAACUAUUAAUCAAAAAAAGACACAGGUACACCAAUUAAAUGAUAAAUGCUGAAGGCUAUCUGAACUCAUAAAUAUCAUUACUUAUAAACUAGUCAUCAACCUGUGCGCCUACAUGCUAGCUAUUUUUUUAGAAUGCUACUUUUAUUUAGGGAGUGUCUAUAUUACAGUCGACUGGAAAUAAAUUGGACUUCAGUCAAUUUUUUCAUCCAGUAACAUGACAUGUAUAUGUAUAUAUGUAUGUACGACAAAAUAAACAACAGAAAAAACGAAUGUAUGUGAAUUCAUGUCACAAGACCAAAAAACGACUGAGAACCAAAAUAGUUUCAGUAAAAAACAUGACAGUGUAAUUGUUAGGAAUUAUUGGGAUCUAGACCAUCUGUUAUCUCUACUAGA